AGGAUCUGGCAACCCGGCUGUUUCCCGGUGAAAAUAAUAAUAAUACUAAGAGCGGAGAGAUGGCGGCGGUGCUGCUGCGGCGCUUCAGUAAACUCAUACCGAGAAACGGCCUAAUUAAGACCUACUCCGGAGACUCUGUGCGAGUUGUGAUCCUCCCGAGCAGCAGCUGCUCUUAUGAGGACAGUGUCCGGAUCACAGUGAGCGGACUGGAGCCUCGGCAGCGCGUGGAGCUCCGCUCCCUCCUGCAGGACGAUAAGGGGGUGGUGUUCAGAGCUGCGGCCCGGUACCAGGCGGACGGGAGCGGGGAGCUGGACCUGAGCCGACACGCCUCUCUGGGGGGCUCCUACACGGGGGUCGAGCCGAUGGGUCUGUUCUGGUCGAUGGAGGCGGACGUGCCCCACAGUAAAGUGGUGAAGAGGGACGCCUCGACCCCCCUGUUCGUUCACAUAGAGGCUUCCAGCGGGGGGAAGACCCUCGCCCAGGCCACCAAUGAGAGACACUUCGCGGUGCAGGGGGUGAGGAGAGUCCCUGUCAGAGACGGCAGGAUCCGGGGGACCCUCUUCAUACCGCCCGGAGAAGGCCCAUUCCCUGCAGUUGUAGAUCUGUAUACUCUGGGAGGAAUUCUAUGUGAGCCGCGAGCAGCUCUGCUGGCCAGUAAUGGAUUUGUGACACUGGCUCUGGCUCUCUAUGGCUACCAGGAUAUGCCCAGAAAAGUAGAUAAGCUUGAACUGGAGUACUUUGAAGAAGCCUUAACAUUCCUGCAGAGCCUACCUGAGGUGAAGAAGACUGGAGUGGGCAUUGUAUCGAUCUCAAAGAGUGGAGAACUUGCCCUGGCAAUGGCCUCAUUCCUACCCAAUGUGAAAGCCACUGCCUGGAUCAACGGCAAUAUUGCCAAUGUCCUGUUUCCACUCCACUACAAAGACAUUGUCUUCCCACCUCUGCCAGUAAGUGCUGAGGGAAUAAUUGUAAAGGAUUCAGGUAUACUGGAUAUCAGAGAUGCUCUUCUUGAUUGUAUGGAAGAGGAGAACCGUGCCAGUGUCAUACCCAUUGAGCGUGCCAGCUGCAAUUUCCUGUUCAUCGCGUCCGAAGAUGACAGGAACUGGAACAGCGUCUAUUAUGCAGAACAAGCUUCCAAAAUACUUAAAGCACACGGAAAGACAAACUAUGAAGUGGUGACUUACCCAAAGGCAGGGCACUUUUUGGAAAUUCCAUACAUGCCACAUUACCCGUCUGGAAUCCACGCUGCAGUGGGUCAAGCAGUUGCUUUUGGAGGAGAACCCAAAGCCCAUGCUGUUGCACAGGUUGAUACAUGGAAAAGACUGCUGGAGUUCUUCAAAAAGCAUUUAUGAUGUAUUAUGAUAUUUCAUACUGUAUACUGAUAUUGCUUUGGAAAGCUACAUACCUCUUAUUGUUCACUAAACUUUAAUAAGUGAAGAUUAAACUUUAUAGCUACUUGAAGUUGUUGAUAUGCCUAAUAUGACAGUAUUUUAGAAUCAAACAAAUUAUGUAGUUUUUAGCACUUACAAUAAGAUUUAAUCGUGUGUUUAAACAACUACAGCACUGACAAAAAUGUGAAGUUUUGGUGCAGUGGGUACAGACAGGGUAUCAGUUUUAUGUAGGCCAGUCAUAUUACUUAACACAAGUGCAAUCAUGCAAAUCAUGUUUGUUAUAACAUCCAACAGAAUGUGAUUUAGGGACGUUUUUCACCAUUCCUUUAAGGGAAUAGUAUGCUACAUCAUAAAGUGAAAGUACAUUUACUGCUUUAGAAAAACAACAAAACUUCUGACUGAUGCCUUAGAGCUUUAGAGAGCUGCUGUGAUUGAGCUGUGUCAGUUGGGAUCUACUAAGUGUCAACAGUUAGGAAGCUAGACAGCUAAUUAGCAAAUUUGAAGAAUUUUAUAUUUAUUAUCUUUCAUAGACCGGAAUAUUGUUUAUUUAUAAUUAUUUUUAUGGCAUUUAAAUAUUAGCAAAAAUGUCAAUACAUUAUUUUAUGCUGACACACAAUGUAAUUGUAUCACUGUAAUGAGGGCAUGAGACCUGUCCCAUCACUAAGAUGGCCUAAAUUGUUUAAUGUAUGAAAUUGGAACAAAUGUCAUCUUUAUACCAGAGAAUAAAAUAAUUGCACAAUUACCACGUACCUUUAGGAACGGCUGCACAACCUAUUUUGCUUAUUCAUAGUUACCAGGUGAACCCAUGCUAGAGUUGGAAACAGAGUGAGUUUGCCAAAGAGGCAUCUGUGGAAAAAAAUGUGAUUCCAUUGAACAAAGCCAGUUGUGAAUAUUCUUACCAAUAUUUUAAAUACAUGACUUUGUAAUGUAUUUGUAAAGAUUCUGCAUGGCAAUAUCUGUUGACCCAUUUGCCUUUAGUUUGCUGCCAUCCAGGUCUAAUUAUGGCAAAUUGGAUUCAGGCUUUUUUUUUUUUCCAACAAAUUUCUGAAAUUCAUUUCACACAAGAACACAAUGCAUUAUGUUCCGUGCCUCUGUCUGUUAUGAAUUGUGAGUGAGAGCCAUGUUGCUUUAUUUCUGUAACAUUUAAUGUUUAAUAAAAACUGAUGUAUCUUUAUACAUUAAAAAUCUCCUCAUUAAUGGUGGAUGAGCACAUGGAGGAAUGUGGCUGAGUAAUAAAAACUUAUCUAUU
Astyanax mexicanus (Mexican tetra) is the source of this 2637-nucleotide messenger RNA. Its product is annotated as acyl-coenzyme A thioesterase 2, mitochondrial-like. The transcript has 3 exons. Gene Ontology annotation, molecular function: fatty acyl-CoA hydrolase activity. The record is from RefSeq and is a predicted model, not a curated record. Bases 60 to 1349 code for a protein of 429 amino acids. Gene Ontology annotation, biological process: acyl-CoA metabolic process; fatty acid metabolic process. NCBI's taxonomy places the organism in Eukaryota, Metazoa, Chordata, Actinopteri, Characiformes, Acestrorhamphidae.